This is a messenger RNA of Triticum aestivum (bread wheat), 2734 nucleotides long. Its product is annotated as protein TILLER ANGLE CONTROL 1. Bases 1590 to 2372 code for a protein of 260 amino acids. Gene Ontology annotation, biological process: morphogenesis of a branching structure. The transcript has 5 exons. Lineage: Eukaryota; Viridiplantae; Streptophyta; Magnoliopsida; Poales; Poaceae. The record is from RefSeq and is a predicted model, not a curated record.
CUCCUGUAUUAUUAUUUUGAUGAUUACCUGAUCAGUGUGGUAUUAUCUUGCACGCAUGGUUAUUUAAUGUUGACCAGCUUUGGAGCAAACAGCUGCACGUGGUCUGUCAUGAGAACAUCUUUCGGUACAUUGUAUGUGGGAAGCUAAUUAGAGAUGAUACAAUAAAAACCACAUAUAUACUUUCUUCUCGACUUCUUUUUGUAUAUGAGAUGAUUUUUGUUCCAAACCUGGUCCCUGAAAUUUCCUAACCUGUUUCAGCAGAAAAAUUUCCCAAUCUUUUGCAAACAUUUUUCUUCAUUUGCUUAUUUCAAUAAGAACGUAAGAGAAUAUCUCUGUUCAUACGACAACACUUGCUUGAUAUGACACAUAGAUCAUGAUUCUAAAUCGGAUAGGAGCUCUGAUGGUAGGAUUGCAAAUCGUAGAAUCUUAACUACCAGAAACGUUAAAACGUAGAAUCGACUAACCAAAAUUGUAGAAUCAGAGUGGUUAGUUUGGAUUGUAAAGUCGUAGAGUCGUACAACAGAAUCAUGAUUCUGGCAACCUUGUAUGCACUCGAACGCCAUAAUUGGUUGGGCGAUAACAGCCAUUGUGUGGCUGCUGCUCUAUGAACAAUUAGUGUAACAAUUCAUAAACACACCAUACAUCAAAACCCAAGUGAAAGCAUCUGCGUCUUACUAUUAAAUAACAGACUUGGCUUUGCCACUUUGCAAGAAUCUUGAGAAUAUGAACAAAGUGCAUCAAGAUGGAAAUUACUUCUCUUUUAGAAGAUGAUGAAUUGCACAGAUGCCUAACUGAUGAAUUUCAAUUUAAUCCGUACUCUUGUGACGUGCUUAAUUUUGACUUCAUCAGGUGUUAAAGAAUAAAGACUAUACUGGUUUAGUCCUGUCUGUGAAGCUCACCUACCCAGUCCAUGCUAUGACCUGAGGUGACUACUUUGUUAGGCCUCAUUCGGUUUGGAGGAUUUUCGUAGGAAAAACAUAGGAACAAGGAUUCCGGAGGAAAAUUUCCUAUAUAUGCAUUCGGUUUGUAGGAAAUGCGUACAGGAAUUUCGUAAGAAUACUACUCAUUUCCUGUGUUUUUGGAGGAAACUACACAUCCACUCAAAACUCAUUUUGCGCGUAGGAACGAGGCAAGUCAAUUCCUUAGGAUGGCAAGUGCCAUCCUAUCAAAUUCCUAUACCACUCCUAAUUCCUACGUUUUAAUUUCCUCCAAACCAAAUGAGCCCUUAGAAGUUUGUAUGAUACCAGGAACCAAUUAGGUCUGAUCGAUUCUGUCAAUAGGGCCCAGGAUGCACAUGCAUUGUGCCACAGUUUGGCGGUUAGAUUAUCUCUGAAUCAUCCACUACCUGUUCUGAUUAGUGAGACUGACCUUUGCUUACCAUGAGUGUGCCACAGGUGUCCAUAUCUACCUCGGUGAAAGUAUUUACUUAUCUUGAGUCAGGCCAAGCCAGUUGCAGCCAAAAGUCCAUUCUUUUGUCUCCUGGACCAUUCAAUUAUGAGACUAGUAUGCUUAUAUAAAACCAGGCCUUGCAUUUGAGGAUCUCAGCUACUGUCUGGCUUUCACCUCUGACUAAAGAUUGGCUAUAGAGAAUGGCCCUCAAGGUGUUCAGUUGGCUGAAUCGGAAGAUGCAUUCCAAUGCGGAGUACUGCACCAUUGAUGAUAAUAAGGCCAUGGAGAAGGAAGACUCUGUGCGCGCGCGCGCGAGUGUGGCUGAGCAAGACACUGAAGCCCUGCUGCUCCGUGAUGUGCUUCUUAAUGGCAUACUUGCGAUUGGCACGCUUGGCCACAACAUGAACUCCCCUGAGGCCCGCCAUGAACAAGAUGAGUUCAUCGUCAUGGAUGAAGAAAAGGUGGACCAAGAGAAGUACGAAGAGGAAAAGUGUGAGGACAAAGAAGAGGCAUUCGCUACAGCACCAAGUGCACCAGAACCUGCUAUUGAACCUGCCAGGAUGCAUUCAUCGUCGAUGAAAGAAUACAACUUCACGUGUUCUGUAAAGGAAGAAAUCCUGAUGUGUGAAGUUGAAGUGGAGGAUAUCUCUAAAAUCCAGGAACAACCACUUCUGAUGGCAGAGAAGGUUGAGAAAGUGAGAACUACACUUGCUGAUCUAUUUGCAGCCGAAACAUUCUCACCAAGUGAUACAGGGGAGAAGAGUCACCAGAAGACUGUUAUUAUUGCUGGGGCAUCCACUUCAAAACCUACAUUGUGCAUGGAAAAGACACAUAAAAAGAAGCCAAUAAAGCCAAUGCCAGAUCCUCUGAAGGCUACGAGAAAAUUAAGUCGAGUCGUGAAGAAGAUGCUGGGGAAGAAGAUCCACCCAGAGCAGCUCAAUGGACGUAGUAAUGCAGAGGAACCUCCGCUGCUUGGUGCCUAGGCUCGCGGACAAGUUUGUUUUCUCUAUCUGGAUCAUGUUACGUUCCAUUGGAUCCCUACAGUGCCCCGGAGGUCCGGAUUCCUUUGCUGGAGAGAAGCAUCCAACCACAACGUACUACGUUGGCCGACAAUGUUUCCGUGCCUCAUCAGCUGCCUGUUCGCCCGCCAGUGACGAAGAAUAGCCUGCUGCCUAAAUAUAUCUAUCUAUCUAUCUAUCUUGUCUAUUGUUUAUUACAUGUUGAUUCCCGUGUGUAAAGCUAGCCACAGUUGCGGUGUCCUGUCCUGUCCUGUAAGAUGGAUCGAUGUUCUCGUGGUACUGCAUGUCCCCGUGCGUCGGUAUCAAUAAACCCUCCGCUUUCUUUA